AUGUCCGGCGGUAAGGGUAAAGCAGGUUCUUCCGAAAAGGCCUCCACUUCGAGAUCGGCUAAGGCUGGGUUGACUUUCCCCGUUGGUCGUGUCCACAGAUUGUUGAGAAAGGGUAACUACGCCCAAAGAGUUGGUUCCGGUGCUCCCGUUUACUUGACUUCGGUCUUGGAAUACUUGACUGCCGAAAUCUUGGAAUUGGCCGGUAACGCUGCCAGAGACAACAAGAAGUCGAGAAUUAUCCCCAGACACUUGCAAUUGGCUAUCAGAAACGAUGAAGAAUUGAACAAGUUGCUUGGUCACGUCACCAUCGCCCAAGGUGGUGUCUUGCCCAACAUUCACCAAUCGUUGUUGCCCGCCAAGACGGGUAAGCCUGAAAAGGGCAAGCCUUCGCAAGAAUUGUAA
Diutina rugosa is the source of this 402-nucleotide messenger RNA. RefSeq names its product histone H2A. Gene Ontology annotation, cellular component: nucleosome. The transcript has a single exon. Bases 1 to 402 code for a protein of 133 amino acids. Gene Ontology annotation, molecular function: DNA binding; structural constituent of chromatin; protein heterodimerization activity. NCBI's taxonomy places the organism in Eukaryota, Fungi, Ascomycota, Pichiomycetes, Serinales, Debaryomycetaceae. The record is from RefSeq and is a predicted model, not a curated record.